Messenger RNA from Dendroctonus ponderosae (mountain pine beetle), 2431 nucleotides. RefSeq names its product methylthioribose-1-phosphate isomerase. Gene Ontology annotation, molecular function: S-methyl-5-thioribose-1-phosphate isomerase activity. The transcript is spliced from 6 exons. The record is from RefSeq and is a predicted model, not a curated record. NCBI's taxonomy places the organism in Eukaryota, Metazoa, Arthropoda, Insecta, Coleoptera, Curculionidae. The coding region runs from base 211 to 1284 and encodes 357 amino acids.
AAACCUCAUCCACAUUUCUUCUUCAGCUUCAAUAUUCGCUCGCCGGUGGUUGUUGAAUUAACAGAUAACUCCGAUAAAGAACUUGUUUGUCUCUAAACCGGCAGUGGUUUUUGGUAAUAUGAUAAUGUCACUGUGAUACGGUGCCGAUAUUUAAGUCGACUUCUGUUCGAAAACCUCUACAUUUGAUCGAAGUAGCAGCGUUAGUCAAACAUGUCUCUCAAGUCCAUAAUCUAUGACCAAGUGACCAAUAACUUGGAAAUCCUGGACCAACUGCUCCUGCCAGGCAUUACCAAGUAUGUGAAAGUUAAGGGAGUCGAAGAUGGAUGGAAGGUCAUCAACAAAAUGCAGGUCCGAGGGGCGCCAGCUAUAGCUAUAGUCGGUUGCCUCAGCUUAGCGGUGGAGAUGCGAAACGACAAAUUCGAAUCGAAAAAACAACUUCGUCAGGAAGUUGAGGGCAAAUUGAACUAUCUGGUCUCAUCGCGGCCAACGGCUGUUAACAUGAAAGGGGCCGCCGAAGAGCUGAUUGACUUGGCGAACCAAUUGAGUAAAGACAAAUCAGUUAGUUUGGAAGAUAUGAUACACAAGUUCCUAUUGAAAAUUCAACAUCUGCUUGAAAAAGACAUAACUGAUAAUCAAUCCAUCGGCGAUAACGGGGCGAAAGAAAUCCUGUCGCGAGUAUCAGGAGAUAGUCAAGUGAGGGUGGUCACCCACUGUAAUACAGGAUCUCUUGCUACCGCCGGUUAUGGCACAGCCUUGGGAGUAAUCCGUAGUUUGCAUGCGAUGAAAAGACUAGAGCACGUUUAUUGCACUGAAACUAGGCCUUACAAUCAAGGCGCUAGGCUUACCGCCUUCGAGUUGAUUCAUGACAAAAUUCCAUCCACCCUUAUUUGUGAUAGUAUGGUGUCUGCUUUAAUGAAAAGUCGGAAUAUUUCCGCUGUGGUCGUUGGAGCUGACAGGGUAGCUGCAAACGGUGACACAGCCAACAAAAUUGGAACCUACCAAAUUGCCGUUGUAGCCAAAUAUCACGCAGUGCCAUUUUAUGUAGCCGCACCAUUUACGUCCAUCGAUGCGAAAGUAUCGACAGGGGAGCACAUUGUAAUUGAAGAACGGCCCGAUCGGGAAAUGACCCACGUUGGAGAGCAUAGAAUAGCAGCGAAAGGAAUCCCGUGUUGGAAUCCUGCGUUUGAUGUAACUCCCGCUUCUCUGAUUGCCGGCAUUAUUACCGAACGUGGAGUGUUCAAACCUGAACAAAUAAAAGCUGUCCUGGCGUCCGUAAGCGCUUAAAUUCACCACGUGAUCUUAGAUACUGAAAUUUUAUUGCCACAAUAUAUAUAUCGACUAUUUUUGGAUGGUUUUUACUGUUUAGGCAACAAUUUGUCGAAUUUUUUAAUAAGGAUGUUAACUACUAUAUAUAUACCAUACGGAGGACUUUCAUAAGACGAUUUUAGUAAGAUGCCAUUAAAUAUUUACUAAAGUUGCUUUAAGAUGCACUGAAAGGCCAGCGAAUGUUAUGAGAGUAAAUUCUUUAUUGUAUUGAAUGAAUAAUAAGAGUUAGCUUUUCGCCCUUGUUUAAUUAAAUUUAAGUUGUGUUGUUGGAAAGGCAUCCAUAUUGAGAUACAGUAACGGACAUACAUUUUUUCUGCGCUUUUGCAUCAUGCUGGACUAACAGUAACAUAAAGUAAGAGCUUAAAAGAUUCGCCUAAAACAAUAUUGUUUCACAUACGUUUGAAACCCAAUUCAUAUUUAAUAUUAAUACCACUUACUGAGUUGCAUUGUAACUUUAUAGCAAUGAUUUAUUUGGUAUUUCCAUAUUAACUAGACUGCUGAUUUAGUGCGCAAAUGAUUACGCUGGUGUUUUUCAAGUUUAAAUUAGAAAACUGAGUUUCUAGUCCCGGUAACUGGCGCUUUUUGAACGUUAUUUUUCAAUUGUUUCGGGCUCAGUUACUAAGGGAAAAUUGCAGUUAAAGUCUGAUUUUUUGAAUAAACGAACAUUUCUAUAUACCGUAUAUGAUUUUGGCCAUCGUUUAGUUUGAAGUUCAGAACUUCGUCUAGUAGUUUUGCAAAUCCUCAAAGUGCAUGUUAAUUAACAGUUAAUGUUCAACUUAUAUAUGAAUGAUUUUGCGGUGAUAGGAGAUGUGCUACUUCACUGUAUUUCCGAUACAUUUUGUCUGAUAUUUCAUUGCCCGGCAGUUUUAAGGUUUUCAAUUACUAUUUCCAGGUCCGUAUUUAAAGAGGUAAAGUUCCUAAUGUUGUAAUAGAAAGUAAAGAGUAGUGAGAAAAGGCCCAAAUCUGCAUUUUUACUAGUUUCUACAUUAACGAGCAGUAGGUAAUCUAGCACUUUUUGUUCUUAUUUAUUCCAUGGUCUUACAAAUUGAUUUUAUUGAUUAGGAUUUCUUCAUGUAAUAUACAAAUACAUUGUUUCUGUUUCUGA